CGAGCGGCCACUGACGUCACCGCGCCGUUGAUUUGCUGAGGCGGGCGCGGAGGGGAGUCAGUGCGCGCGAGAGCGGGUACUGUGAACUGCGCUCUGUAUACACGAGUCUCCUCAAUAGAGCCCUGUACGGAAGCGGCGCGUGCAAGCGACCUGCAGACUCAUCUUAUCUUGUUUACAAAGAUAACUGAACAGACUGCUGAGUGGAAAGAGAGAGAGACUCAUGAAUUGGCCUGGCGGGUUACGGAGACGUUAUGGAUCUGACUAAAAUGGGUAUGAUACAGCUCCAGAACCCCAACCACCCCACCGCGCUGCUGCACAAGGCCAAUCAGAUGCGCCUGGCCGGCACGCUGUGUGAUGUGGUCAUCAUGGUUGACAGCCAGGAGUUCCACGCUCACCGGACUGUGCUGGCAUGCACCAGCAAGAUGUUCGAGAUCCUUUUCCAUCGCAACAGCCAGCAUUAUACCCUUGACUUUCUCUCGCCAAAGACCUUCCAACAGAUUCUUGAGUAUGCUUACACUGCCACGCUCCAAGCGAAAGUGGAAGACUUGGAUGACUUGUUGUACGCAGCAGAGAUACUCGAGAUCGAGUAUCUUGAGGAGCAAUGCCUGAAGAUCCUAGAGACCAUCCAGUCUUCGGAUGAGAACGAUGCGGAGGUGAACAUGAAUGACGGCGGCACAGAGGAGGAUGACGAGCACAAAGGGAGGCAUGGCAGGAGCACCACCGGCUCCAAGAAGCAUUCCAUGGCGGACAGCGUCUAUGUGUCCACUGCCCAGCAGGCACUGGCACUGUCCAGCAUCGUAGAUCAGAGUCCAUCUGUGUCUACUUCCUUCGGUCUCUCCACAAUGAGCCCGACCAAAGCUGCAGUAGACAGUCUGAUGAGCAUUGGCCAGUCGCUGUUGCAGAGCAGCAUGCAGCAUGGCCUGGGCACUGGGCAGACCCUACAGGGUAACCUUCACUCUGUAAUGCCGGAGAUCAAGACAGAGAUGAUGCAGGUGGAUGAUGCUAAUGGCCGUGAGAGCCCCAGACCCAUGGAGUCCAGCACCUCGAGCAAUGGAGACCGCAAUAGCGAUGGCGAUAAGAGUCGUGAUGGGCCCGGUACCCCCACCAGAAGCAGUGUAAUCACCAGCGCCCGUGGGUUACAGUACGUCCGCGAGGACGGGGGAGGUGAUCACCCAAGUGAGGGCAUCCAGAUUGGGCUAGAAGGUAUGCCAGGUAUGACUGAGAAACACCUGGCCUCUCUCUACGGCCUGCCGCUCAACCAUAAGAGUGAGGCCUUGCUCUCCAUGCCUGCCUCCAUGGCCUCCACCCUGCACAUGUCGCCGGCUCUGGCCAUGUCCAUGGACUUCAGCGCCUACAGCAGCCACCUGCCACAGAGCUUCAUCCAGAGGGAGUUCUUCAACAAGUUGGGUGAGCUAGCAGCCGGCAUGAAGCCCGAUGGGCGCGGUGGGCAGAACGAGCGAUGCAACGUGUGCGGUGCCGAGCUGCCUGACAACGAGGCUGUGGAGCAGCACAGGAAGCUGCACAGCGGAAUGAAGACCUACGGCUGUGAGCUGUGCGGCAAGCGCUUCCUAGACAGCCUACGCCUGAGGAUGCACUUGCUGUCUCACUCAGCUGGAGAGAAAGCCAUCGUGUGUGACCAGUGUGGAGCCCAGUUCCAGAAAGAAGAAGAUCUGGAAGCACACAGACAGAUUCACACAGGAUCAGACAUGGCCAUCUUCUGUCUGCUGUGUGGGAAGCGCUUCCAAACCCAGACGGCCCUGCAGCAGCACAUGGAGGUCCACGCCGGGGUCCGCAGCUAUAUCUGCAGCGAGUGCAAUCGCACCUUCCCGAGCCACACUGCACUCAAACGCCAUCUUCGCUCCCAUACAGGGGACCAUCCAUACGAGUGCGAGUUCUGUGGAAGCUGCUUCCGUGAUGAGAGCACGCUGAAGGGCCACAAGCGCAUCCACACCGGAGAGAAGCCCUAUGAAUGUAAUGGCUGUGGCAAGAAGUUCAGCCUGAAACACCAGCUGGAGACCCACUACCGUGUGCACACAGGUGAGAAGCCUUUCGAGUGCAAGCUGUGUCACCAGCGCUCGAGGGACUACUCGGCCAUGAUCAAACAUCUGCGCACCCACAACGGCGCCUCGCCCUACCAGUGCACCAUCUGCCUGGAGUAUUGCCCCAGCUUGUCCACCAUGCAGAAGCACAUGAAGGGUCACAAGCCAGAGGACAUCCCGCCAGAUUGGAGGAUCGAGAAGACCUAUCUGUACCUGUGCUACGUGUAAUUGAGGCUGAGCCCUGCAUAGGGUCGAGUAGGGAUUAGGAUCGGGGGUGGGAGAGCAUAAGGAUGGAAUACACGGAGGAAGCAAAAAGGGGGGAAUGUUUACAUUUUCGGCAGCAGGGCUGGGCAAGUCGAAAGACAGGACGAGGAAAAAUAAUGUACUUAAGUAUGGUGGCGUUGUCAUGUUGUAGUAUUGUGUUCUGUUGUGUUGUGGUGGUGUCGUGACUCAAACAGGAAGUCUGCUCUACUCAUUCAGGAUUCUGCUCUGGAUCAGCCAGAGAUCCUCGAAAUCAAGUAUUCUAAUAAUUACUCCUGGUUAUCCCCUGGUUAAUAGCUAAGAUCUGACCCCAUUAACUUCACAGACAUACCAGGAGGUGUUGCAGGCACUUCCAUCUGCCAGGAAGAUGUCUUCACAUCUGAUUUAUAGUACAGCAGGUCAUUGUCUGAUGGUACUGUUUAUGGAUUUGUAAAGAGGAUUUUUAUUGAUGUACCACAGCUCCUUGGUGGGUAGAGCCUUCUUGCUUGAUUGACAUUCAUUAAGGGUUUAUUGGCUGAACCAGCAUACAAACCAGCUAUUCAUAAAUGCCAUUUCACUUUUCUCAACAUAAUCUCUGUCUCUGCAUCAUAGCCUGUCAUAGCUUCAUUGCACAUAUUACGAUGACAAUUUCUGUUUGAUUUAUUUUUUUUUGCUUCAACAUAAUCGAGUGCAACAUUACACCAUUCUUCUGCUGUAUGUUUUCAUUUAAUAUUAACUGGACAUUUUUUGCUUCAUUUAUUACUCAUUUAGUUUCUUUUCACAUAACAGGAAAUCAGUUUAACACAAAAUAAUCAGCUUCAAAACAGGAUUCAGCAGUACAUUACAUUAAGGAGCGCACUAGAAUCUAAUCAACUGUGUAUAUUCUGAUAUAGAGACCAAAAUAAUGACUAAAGCUGCUUUUGCCAGUGGCUUGGACACUAAAGGGCACUGUGAUGUACAGGACUGGUCUCCACAUAUCUGAGAGAAGAGUGAAAGCAGAUUUCACAUUUGGGAGGUAUGAGGCCUGCCUGGUCUGUCCAGCCCAGAGGGCUACCAUGAAAGAAUAGAUCAACUCUUUGUAUGGUUUUGUUCCUUUGCUAUGUCUGUAUUUCCUAUGUUACCUUGAUUUGUUAGCACAUUGUGCUUGAAUUACCUCGUAUUUUUUUGUGACCUCAUGUGCUUGUGUUUUAAUUUUUCUUCUGUUUCUUCUUUUUUGUGUGUAUGUAUAUUUGAUUACAUGCACAUGUGAUGUCUGCCUGCUAUGUUUUGCAGAGGAGAUGUGAAAAACGAUGUGCCACGGUGAUGAGAGAUUAUUAUUGUGUUAUUGUUACCAAACUUGGUAUUUUUUUUUUUUUUAUUAACCCUGCUUGUUUAAGAGCUUGUGGGUUUGGUCAUUUUUUUGUAAGCUACCUCUAAGUUUUGUUUUUUGUUUUUUUCCUGGCAGAAGCACAUUUUUUGUGUUUGAACUUUUCAUCUCAUGCUUUCCGUCUGUUGAGAUUUGGAAGUGACAUGUAAAGGGCCAGAUGUGUUAAUGAUGGAUAAUGUGGAAAAAAUAAGCGUUUAUUUGCUCUGACCCCCCACCCCCCACCCCCCCACCCCGAACACACACACCCCACCAGACCUUUUCUUUAAGAGCAGAAAAGAGAUUUUUCAGCCUUAAGCUUGGGGUAAGAGUUGAUCUAUGAGGUAUGUAUUGAAUCAAUGGAGUGUAGUUCUUAAAGUAAAAAAAAAAAGCAUUAAACUUGAAAAUAUGUGAAUAGAAUUGUAGUUUUGUAAUGUGAAAAAAAAAGAUGGUUCACAAAGCCUGAACCGCUAAGAACAGGUCAUAUGCAGCUGUGCAUUGUGCGUUGGACAAUUGGGACUGCAAGUGGUAAUCGAGGAUGAAAAAAGGAAAAAAAAAUGAUAUCCUGUCGAUCAACGUUUCUUUAUAUGAGUGUAGUCCUGAGCAAGAGCCAACAAAGGCCAUUUGAUAUAUAAAAUUGUGAUAUUUUUGUAUGGAGUGUUGGUCCCCUUUCCAUUUGUUGAGGUUUCAGCAGGGCAAAUAUUUGUAGUUUGUUCUUUUCUUCAUUUUUUUUACAUUGUUCUUCUCUGGUUGGACUUUUUUGCCUUGCUCCUCUUUGGUAAUGUUGGACAUAAGUGUGUGAACGUUGUUGUGGUUCAGUGUUGCUUUUCUGGAUGUCGGUACAUUGUAGGUGAAGGACUAAAUCAGCCACAAAUGUCUGCUUUGUAACUAUAACAAAAAAAAGAGAGAAAUGUAUUGUGAUGCCAAUGAUCAAUUACACACAAAUCGUACUUCACGAUUUCAAACAAUCAAUGUUGCCAAUAUAUUGUUUUUUGUUACUUGAAGUGACUGAAAAUAGGGGCAGGGAGAUAUGGGGCAGGGUGGGACAGGGGUGGGGUUUGAGUAAUAUACCUGUCUUGUGUCUUGUAGUAUUCUGGAAAACACUGUGAGUUUGGGGGAACUUUCUCCCCUUCUGAGAUUUAAAGCAAGCCUAAGUAGCUCAAUGGAAGUGCGAUGGCGGAUUAAAAGAGUUUCAUAUUGGGCAACGAUAACAGAUAUUAAGCCACACACUAGUGUCACUGUCCUCUAUACCUUCUUUUAUUUACUUCCCAUGGAGUACGAGUAUAUAAAUGUAUGUGUGUGUGUGUGUGUGUGAGUGAGAGAGAGAGAUCCUGUUAGUGUCGAAUGCACUAAUCAAAUCUUAAUGUUCUAUGCCACUUUUCUCUCUAUAAGAUUAAAAGAUAUUGGCAUUGAUCUAGUUCUUCCCUCGAUGUUACUCUGAUGUUUCUGUAAUAUUUGUGCCUAAAUGAAAUUGUUCAAAUUGUCCAUCGAUAUCUGCUUCGUUUCUGUAUUUUUCAAAACUUACUCGGUGUCUCUAGAGCUCCAGGGAUGCCACUGCGAUCACACUGUGGCUGCUUGUUGGUUAAAAAAUUAACCAUGUGGGAAAAGCUAUUGGAUCAUUAUAGGAUCUGUUUUUCAUUAGUGACUAAAUAUCCGAUUCUGCAUAGCUAUUGUAUUUUGUACACAAAGAUUAAAAAAAAAAGGUAAACAUUCUUUGGAAUGAAAUGUGCAUUUAUCUCAAGAGAUUUUUUUUUUUUAAGUCAAAAAUUUUGGCAGUUUCUUCAAUCGUUUUAAUAUCAGCAGCAGGUUUUGCUGAGUAAAGCUGAUGAUGGUGUGUUUUUGUACACUGAUGUGACUGCCCCAGCUGGACAUCACUGUUAUUUUGGUUGGAGUACUUAUAUUAUCAGUGCAUGUAAAGAGACAGUGUCAUCCUGGCAUCCCUGGAGUUUGGCUCACUAUGUUUGCGUAUGGUGUUUUAGCAAGAGUAGACAUUUCACGCCGUGUUGAUGCAUGUGCCAUCGAGGUCUAGAUGAAAUUGUUGGAAGCACCAAGACCCCUUUUUUUUUCUUUUUUUUCUUUUUUUUAAAUUAGCACUGAGGACCAAUCGCCCUUUCGGACCAAGCGCAACAGAGCUUUUCUAUGUAACCAAGUGUUUCUUUAAUUCACCCUUUAUCUCUCUCUCUGUCUCUCUCUCUCUUUCUGUCUCUUUCUGUCUCUCUCUCUGUCUCUCUCUCUCUCUCUCUCUCUCUCUCUCUCUAUAACCCCCAUUUUCCACCUUUACUUUAUCCCAUUUUCCGGCUUAUCUGUUUGUUUGUUUUUUCUUAUUGUGACAGCACAAGUGCCAGUCCAGUUGCUUUGUACUAAAAAAUAGUGUUUUUAUAAUUAUUUUGAAUUGUUCUAGUUACGUCUACCUCAGCACCUAAUCUUAGCCUAAUCUUAGAAGGUGCCCAAUUAUUUUUUUUCUGUUGUCAAUUGUAAAAAAAUAAAAUAAAAAAAAUAGUAAUUAAUUUGCAUUCAGCUUUGCAAAAGGUCCUUUUGUCUUUUUCCGGCCACAUGCUAUUUUUGUAGCACCACUUUCUGGCAAUUGUGCUACGGAUAUCGGCAUCGGUUUCUGAUGUAGUUUUCUUUCCUGGUAGGAUCAGACACAUCUCUUUGUAACAUUUCAGUGUUCUCUGAUGGAGUGUGGAAAAAAAAUAAAAAAGAGAUUAAAGAGA
Hemibagrus wyckioides is the source of this 6335-nucleotide messenger RNA. RefSeq names its product zinc finger and BTB domain containing 16a (gene zbtb16a). The record is from RefSeq and is a predicted model, not a curated record. Gene Ontology annotation, biological process: regulation of transcription by RNA polymerase II. Gene Ontology annotation, molecular function: protein binding; DNA-binding transcription factor activity, RNA polymerase II-specific; RNA polymerase II cis-regulatory region sequence-specific DNA binding. Gene Ontology annotation, cellular component: nucleus. The coding region runs from base 252 to 2267 and encodes 671 amino acids. NCBI's taxonomy places the organism in Eukaryota, Metazoa, Chordata, Actinopteri, Siluriformes, Bagridae. The transcript has 7 exons.